AUGACAGAAAAAGGCUCGCAGUCGGAGGAGCUCUCCCUCCAGGAUGUCCAGGCGCAGGUUGAUGGGCUCAAAAACGACAUGAAGACGAUGCACGAGAGAUUUGAUUCUACGAUCACUUCGUCGAAUGCGCGUUUUGAUCAGCUCGACCUCGCUGAUACAGCUGCCCACACCACGCUCGAGUCGAUCACGACUCGUCUUGAGGCCAUGACGACACAGCUUCGGACCAUGUCGACACAGCUCACGGAGUUGCAAAAUGCACGUGACUACGGCGCCGACACCGAGCUAGAUGAAGACAAUCGUCGUGGUCGUGCUCGUAGGGUACGUGUUCCUAUUAAUGAUUCUUUUGCCAAAAUAAAAUUUAAGAUUCCUACUUUUACUGGCAAAUAUGAUCCGGCUGCUUAUCUUGAUUGGGAAUUAGAAGUUGAACAAAAAUUUGCCUGCCAUGAUAUUCCUGCUAAUUUACAAGUUAAGGCUGCUAUUAGUGAAUUUACUGAAUUUGCUUUAAUUUGGUGGCGUGAGUAUAGACAAAAAUAUCCUGAUAAUAUUCCAGCCACUUGGACGGCAUUAAAAGCUGCUAUGCGUCAUCGUUUUGUGCCGUCAUAUUUUGCUAGAGAUUUGCUUAAUCAAAUGCAGCGUUUUCAACAAGGUUCGCUUUCCGUAGAGGAUUAUUAUCAAGCUUUGCAAAAGGGUAUGAUUCGCUGUGGUUUAGUUGAACAGGAUGAUGCUGCUAUGGCUCGUUUUAGAGGUGGUUUAAACCGUGAAAUUCAGGACAUUCUUGAUUAUAAGGAUUAUGAUGACAUGACCACCUUAUUUGAAUAUGCUUGUAAAGCUGAACGCGAAGUGCAAGGACGGCGAUCUUCGACACGCACUAAUCAUUUUGCAGGUUCGAGCAAGGCUCCUACACCAGCCCCACGGUCGACGCCCCCUACUUCCUCUUCCACCCCGCGCGAGUCGACCUCUUCAUCGACCGCACCUUCGCACGACUCGUCGGCCAAGCCGACCGCGCCUCCGGCCAAGCCCGCGCCGUCAUCUGGACGUGCUCGCGAUAUUCAGUGUCAUCGUUGCAAAGGGUUUGGUCAUGUAAUUCGAGAUUGCCCCAACAAACGGACCAUGCUGAUUCGUGACGACGGUGAGUAUUCUUCCGCUAGUGAUUCUGAGGAUGUUCAACAUUCUAUGCUUGCUACUGACCAUGCAGAUAAUACGGAGCUUCAUGUCGACUCUAGUGCCGCCGACAGGUAUGCAAAUCUUGUUGUGCAGCGUGUUCUUAGUACACAGGUCGUUCAGGACGAAAAGAAUCAGCGCCACAACAUUUUUCAUAUCAAAGGCGUCGUGCAAGAACGAGCGGUCCGUAUAAUCAUCGAUGGUGGCAGUUGCAACAAUUUGGCUAGUACGACCUUGGUGGAGCAGUUGUCAUUGCCAACAAGGAAGCAUCCACAUCCUUAUCAUGUUCAGUGGCUUAAUGAUGGCGGCAAAAUAAAGGGUCAGACAAUUGUUAUUCAUCCUAUGACACCUGAACAAGUUCUAAAAGAUGAUAUUGCUAGAGCGGCAAAAGCUGCAAAAUUGAUUAAAUCACCUCCUGUUGCACCUGUUCAACCUGAGAUUAAAUUGCAUAACCCUAUCUUGCUUGCUACACGUGCUGAUUUUGAUGAAUUACAUGAUGCUAAUUUGCCUUGUUAUGCGCUCGUUUGCUCUCGUAUGCUUGUUUCACUAGAUGAGGCGCCUACAUUGCAUAUUCCUCCUGCUGUUGCUAACCUUUUGCAGGAAUAUAAAGAUGUCUUUCCCGCUGAAUUGCCACCGGGUCUUCCUCCUAUUCGUGGCAUAGAACAUCAAAUUGAUUUAAUUCCAGGCGCACAGCUUCCUAAUCGCGCUCCGUACCGCACAAAUCCUGAAGAGACGAAAGAAAUUCAGCGUCAAGUCCAAGCGUUGCUUGACAAAGGUUACAUUCUUCUUAGGCCUUUCAUUGGAAUAUUUGUUGUUGUUUAUUUUGAUGAUAUUCUUAUAUACAGCAAAUCCAUGAAUGAGCAUUUAGAUCAUUUGCGUGCUGUUUUUGAUGCUUUGCGUGCUACUCACUUGUUUGGUAACAUGGAAAAAUGCACUUUUUGCACGCAACGUGUUUCGUUUCUUGGCUAUGUUGUCACUUCACAGGGAAUUGAGGUAGAUGGCAGCAAGGUGGACGCCAUUCAAAGUUGGCCUCAACCGACGACGGUUACACAGGAGGUGCUUGCUGGAGUCAGGAUUCAGGUGGAGCCCAUGAGAGACACUAAUGCAUCCGAACUAGCCACCCGGGUGACCAUGCUAGCCGAGGCCUACGGAGGGCUCCAAGGGAAGGUGUCCGAGCACAUCUUGAAUCAGGCCGGUGUAGAAGCUGGUCCUGUUGCUCCAUUAAUUCUUGCUUACACAGCUGGUGCAAUCUUCUUUUCUUUGUAUGGGACAAGCCUGAGGGACACCAUCUCGGCUAUAGCCUCCGUGGUGCUGUCCAUCGUGGAUGAAAAUGAGGAAAUUGCAUGA
Molecule: messenger RNA, 2508 nt
Organism: Phragmites australis (common reed)
Lineage: Eukaryota; Viridiplantae; Streptophyta; Magnoliopsida; Poales; Poaceae
Exons: 6
Coding region: 1-2508 (835 amino acids)
Molecular function (GO): nucleic acid binding; zinc ion binding
Source: RefSeq, a predicted model, not a curated record